Molecule: messenger RNA, 1110 nt
Organism: Aspergillus clavatus NRRL 1
Lineage: Eukaryota; Fungi; Ascomycota; Eurotiomycetes; Eurotiales; Aspergillaceae
Product: GTP-binding protein RBG1
Exons: 9
Coding region: 1-1110 (369 amino acids)
Biological process (GO): cytoplasmic translation
Cellular component (GO): cytoplasm
Molecular function (GO): GTP binding; GTPase activity
Source: RefSeq, a predicted model, not a curated record
AUGUCGACAACCGUGGAGAAGAUCAAACAAAUCGAGGACGAGAUGGCUCGGACUCAGAAGAACAAGGCGACGAAUGCUCAUUUGGGUCUAUUGAAAGCUAAGCUUGCGAAGCUAAAACGAGAACUUUUGACACCGACCAGCGGUGGUGGUGGCGGUGGUGCUGGCUUCGAUGUUGCUCGUACUGGUGUCGCCAGUGUUGGUUUCAUCGGGUUUCCUUCCGUCGGCAAGAGUACCCUGAUGAGCAAAUUGACUGGUCAACACUCUGAGGCUGCGGCGUACGAGUUCACAACCUUGACGACUGUUCCGGGCCAGGUGAUGUACAACGGCGCGAAGAUUCAGAUCCUCGAUCUUCCUGGUAUUAUUCAGGGUGCAAAGGAUGGCAAGGGUCGUGGUCGUCAGGUCAUUGCAGUGGCCAAGACUUGUCAUCUUAUCUUCAUCGUCCUCGAUGUCAACAAACCGCUGCACGACAAAAAGAUCAUCGAGAACGAGUUGGAAGGGUUCGGUAUCAGAAUUAACAAACAGCCACCAAACAUUGUCUUCAAGAAGAAGGACAAGGGUGGUCUCGCAGUCACCAGCACCGUUCCCUUGACGCAUAUUGAUCAUGACGAAAUCAAAGCUGUGAUGAGCGAAUACAAGAUUUCCUCUGCGGAUAUUUCUAUCAGAUGUGACGCAACAAUUGACGAUCUCAUCGAUGUCCUCGAGGCCAGAAGUCGAAGCUAUAUCCCGGUAAUCUACGCCUUGAACAAGAUUGAUUCCAUCUCAAUCGAGGAGUUGGAUCUCCUGUAUCGAAUUCCCAAUGCCGUGCCCAUCAGCUCCGAACAUGGCUGGAACAUCGACGAGCUUCUGGAGCAUAUGUGGGAAAAACUCAACCUUCGGCGCGUCUACACUAAGCCUAAGGGAAGAGCGCCUGACUACACGGCUCCCGUCGUGCUCAGAGCCAACGCGUGCACCAUUGAGGACUUUUGUAACUCCAUCCACAGAUCGAUCCGGGAUCAAUUCAAGGUGGCAAUCGUUUACGGCCGCUCCGUUAAGCACCAACCUCAGCGCGUCGGUUUGUCGCACGAGUUGGCAGAUGAAGAUAUCGGUUCGUACUCUCUCAUUGCCCCUUGA